UUCGGAUAUAAAGAAGGUACGCGUGAGGACGUGACAGAACUUUCUGUGGCGCGAGACCGCGAACUGUCGCGCGCAUGUAUAUUUCCGCGCGGGAAUAGCCCGGGCGCCAUUUUAAAAUCCCUCAGCCUUGAAGAAGACGAGCGCAGGCCGGUUCGCGCCGGCUGUGACCCGGUUCUGACCGGAGAUAACCGGGUUUGGAGAAACCUGACGAGUUUGGAGAAAAACCACACGAUUUCAGAGUCUUAUUUCAGCACCAUACAGAGGGAUGUACAGCCGUAUAUGAGAAGAAUUUUAACUGUUUGGAUGUUGCAGGUGUGUGAGGAACAGAGGUGCGAGGAGGAGGUGUUUCCGUUGGCAGUUCAGUACCUGGACAGGUACAUGGCUCACUAUCUUGUGGACACAUCCAGUCUACAGCUGCUCGGCACCGUCUGCAUGUUCCUUGCCUCCAAACUAAGAGAGACAGUUCCUCUGAGCGCCGCUAAGCUCUGCAUCUACACCGACAACGCCGUCUCUGUCACACAGCUACUGCAGUGGGAGAUAGUGGUUGUGUCUAGGCUGGACUGGGAUUUGGCCUCGGUGCUGCCUUCCGACUUCCUGGAGCCACUACUGCAGGGCCUUCCCAUAAUUACUCAUGACCUCUCAGUCCUGCGCAGACACACACACUCCUACAUCGCUCUAGCUGCUACAGAGUUCACAUUUUCAAAGUAUCGGCCCUCCAUUGUCGCCUGUAGCUGUGCGGCUGCUGCAGUUCAGCGUCUGAACCUGCUGGAGGGCGUGUUGUCCUGCGACACACUCCUGCAGCUCAUGGCUAACGUCUUAGACGCUGACCUGGUGUGUCUCUGUAACUGUUACGCUGCCUUGGAGGAGACUCUGAAGCUCACUCUGCCCCCAAACACACCCCUGUGCAGGUCUUGAUCACCUGUUCAUGAGGUCAGCAACACACCUGUAAGGUUCCAGGAAGUCAAACGGUCACCUCUGAGCUUUACAGAAUCACCCAGACGUCUCGUUAGCUCCUGUUCGUUAGAAUUGCUAUUUUAUUUCACUGUAAAUCAGUAUGUCCCAAUUGAAAAGAUCAGUCAGCACACGCGUUAAUUUAAUACACACAUCAGUUAUCUCGACUAAAUUGUAGCUUUUGGUUGAUGCUACCCGUUUCUAUUUUCAUUUAAAUUAAAAUACUACAAUUAUUACCAUAGCUCAUCUUUUAAAUAGUAAUUAUAUUAUACUACAGAGGAUCGGCACCCUGUCCAGGGUGUACCCCGCCUUGUGCCCGAUGCUCCCUGGGAUAGGCUCCAGGUUCCCCGUGACUCUGAAAAGGAUAAGCGCUAUAGAGGAUGGAUGGAUGGAUGAUACUACAGACAAUCUAAGAUGCCCAAGUUAGGAUUAAAGUACACUUUAAUAUUCAGACUGUAAUUAGGAUGGUUAGUGGUGUAGAAUUUCACCUGUAAGCUGCACAUCCACUAAAUUAUCUGAUCAUUAUUUCCAUUAUGUCUUCUGUAUUCCUUCUCGAAAUAAAUUAACACACCGUAGCACAAGUAACUAAACUGCUGCUUUUCAGUUUGAGAGUUCAAAAAGCUUUUAGUUCACCAAAUAUAUAUAUAUAUAUAUAAAAUGAAAUGUGUGUGUUUGUUUUAAAUGUUAAUGUUUAUUGUGGGUGUUAAACCGCAUGCUUGGCUCAUAUCCUUCACAUUUUGUAUGUUUUUGCACAAUGUUUGAAUUUCCCAUUUGACCUUUGCAUGCUUGACUACGGCUGCUUUCACAAUGUCAGUGUCUGAGUGCAACCAAAGUUUUAGCUUUAAAUUACUGCUUAAAUAAUACAACACUGUUCUUUAAAAAAAAAAAUUGUGUUUAAUUCUUAUUAUUGUUUCAACUUCACAUGACACAAGUGAUUAAUUUGCUCUCUUUCCUCAAAGCCAUGUUUUAUAUCAGGAUAACAGUUUAAGAUGUUAUUUAAUUUGUUAUAAAUUAGUAUUAAAAGUUAAACAGAAUGCUCUUAUCGUCAGUCUCCUCUCCAGCGGAGCUCAGCUGAGUGAAUCUCUCAGUAUAUUGUACAACUGAUUAUUGGUACAUGCCUGAUUACCAUAGACAGAAGUAGAUCGUUGUUCGCUUUGAUCUUUGGCUUCUCAACAAACUUCAGUAAUCAGACUUUAUUAUUUGACCCAUAAAACUAAUCAUAAAGCCCGGCUGUGAACUAUUAAAUGAAAAGAUGAAAACGAAAGACGAUAGUUGUGUUUGAGAGUUUUUAUUGGCCCACUGAUCCAGUAUCGGUUUUUAAAAGGUCACUCUGGCGAACACGGUGUGACGCAGGUUGACCCUACGACGUUGCAGGGUU
Messenger RNA from Ictalurus furcatus (blue catfish), 2329 nucleotides. It is a transcript of the gene ccnd3, whose product is annotated as cyclin D3. The annotation marks the transcript as partial. Gene Ontology annotation, cellular component: cytoplasm; cyclin-dependent protein kinase holoenzyme complex; nucleus. The record is from RefSeq and is a predicted model, not a curated record. The transcript has 6 exons. Gene Ontology annotation, biological process: positive regulation of G1/S transition of mitotic cell cycle; regulation of cyclin-dependent protein serine/threonine kinase activity; mitotic cell cycle phase transition. NCBI's taxonomy places the organism in Eukaryota, Metazoa, Chordata, Actinopteri, Siluriformes, Ictaluridae. Gene Ontology annotation, molecular function: cyclin-dependent protein serine/threonine kinase regulator activity.